Messenger RNA from Betta splendens (Siamese fighting fish), 2397 nucleotides. RefSeq names its product forkhead box protein P2-like. Gene Ontology annotation, biological process: regulation of transcription by RNA polymerase II. The record is from RefSeq and is a predicted model, not a curated record. NCBI's taxonomy places the organism in Eukaryota, Metazoa, Chordata, Actinopteri, Anabantiformes, Osphronemidae. Gene Ontology annotation, molecular function: DNA-binding transcription repressor activity, RNA polymerase II-specific; RNA polymerase II cis-regulatory region sequence-specific DNA binding. The transcript is spliced from 16 exons. Gene Ontology annotation, cellular component: nucleus. Bases 88 to 1995 code for a protein of 635 amino acids.
GGAAAUAACGUCUUUGUUAAUCAUGUUAAAUAACAUUUUCUUUUUGCGUAAUUACAAUAUAUGAAGUCAACCUAGAAAACCUAGAACAUGGAACGCGGAGACACAAACACUGAGACGUCAAAGCUGCAAAAGCCUGAAAGAAACAAACGAAUAAAAGUGAUUUGUAUGGAUCCGUUUCACCUGCUCGUCCUCGUGGUCCAACUUACUAUCUGCCGCUGCAACUCCUCCCCCUCAGGUAGACGCAGACCCAUCACUUCUCUCCCAUCCUCACUGCAAACUGCACGACUUGGAGGCAUCAGCUGCGCCGGCCGCUCUGAGUCUGGCUGUCACUGUUGCAGGACCGGAGCUGGGAUGCCUGAGUCUCCCCUCAGCCCCACGGCAGCCCGUCAAACCCCAGCCAGCAGCCUCCUCACUCACACACACAACGGCGCCGGGGAGAGCGCGGCUAAUGGGGACUCCUGCAGCGGAGUGAGCGCAGAAAACUGGCAGAGUCUCCAACAUAAACAGGUGUUCCUGGCGAUGAUGGCUCCUCAGCAGAUCCAGCAGCUCCUCUCCACCAGCCAGCUGCAGGCGCUCAUCCACCAGAAGCAAGCGCUGCUGCUCCAGCAGCAGCAUCUAAAAGAGAUUUACAAGAAGCAACAGCAGCAGAUUCAUCUGCAAAUGCUCCAAAAGCAGCCCAGCAGGAAAACCCAGGAGCUGCCGGCGCAGCAGCUCCUCUUCCAGCAGCUCCUGCAGCUCCAGCAGCAGCUGCAGCUCCAGCGAGUCCAGGCACCGCUCGCGUCUCCUCCCGCCGUCUCUCCAGCCGGCUUCAGCCCAGCUGAGAUGCAGCAGAUGUGGGGGGAGGUCACAGAGGACCAGGCUCCAACGCAGGCCGUCCGCCCAGCGCUCGCUGCCGGGCCGGCGCCGGAGGGACCGGGCCGCCGGGCCGGCGACCGCCAGGCGUGUGCUCACGGGGCCCAACGAGCCGCUCUCUACGGUCACGGCGUGUGUAAUUGGCCCGGAUGCGAGUCGGCCUGUGAAAGCCUGAGCCAGUUCUUGGAGCACAUGGGCAGCGAACACACGCUGGACGACAGAAGCGCGGCCCAGUGCAGGGUCCAGAUGCAGGUGGUCCGGCAGCUGGAGCUUCAGCUCAGCAGAGAGCGGGAACGCCUGCGAGCCAUGAUGGCUCACCUGCGUCUGCCGCGCCCGGCGGCGCCCGCCGGCCCGGCGCCGGCCGACCCGGCCGCUGACCCGCACGGCGCACAGGUCAGUCCGGGCGCCGGCGCCGCUACGCUGCCCUCGCUCGUCUUGUCCGACGCCCCUCGGCCUCCGGGUCCGGGCGCCGCCGCCGCCGAGGAGCCGCCGGGCCGGGCCUCGUCCGGCGCCGGGGCCGCGAGGCAUCGCCACCACCCGCUGCUGUACCCGCUGUCUGCAGAGAACGAAUAUGAACUCUACAAGAACACAGACAUCCGACCACCGUUCACGUAUGCAACGCUGAUAAGACAGGCCAUCAUGGAGGCGUCCGACAUGCAGCUGACGCUCAACGAGAUCUACAACUGGUUCACGCGCACCUUCGCCUACUUCAGACGCAACGCUGCCACCUGGAAGAACGCCGUGCGCCACAACCUGAGCCUGCACAAGUGUUUCGUGCGCGUGGAGAACGUGAAGGGCGCCGUGUGGACGGUGGACGAGGCCGAGUUCCAGAGGAGGAGGUCCCAGAAGAUCACGGGGAGCCCAUCGCUGAUGAAAAGCGUGUCGUCCAGUCUGGCCUUCGGGACGGUUCUGAAUGCCAGUCUAGAGGCAGCACUGGCUGAAGCCGCGCUGCCAGGACUCAGCAGGGAGGCGGCGAGUGGAGGCUCCAGAGGCGAAACGCAGGGAAACCAGGGCGUCUCUGUGCACGUCCAGCACUCCCUCAAAGACGAAGCUCGACAUCUGAACGAGGAGCCGCCGACGCCGACCGUGACACCAGCUGACGUGACUAAAAAUGACAGCGAGCACAUGUUUGACCUUGACUGACCCUCGGCGGUGAGAAGGUCUCCGGCUAAAAAUAAUCAGCUGUAAAACAAGCCUCCAUUCAACAUUCAGGGACGUAGGCCACGGAGUGUGCAGCUUCAUGCCGUACGUGUGUCUCAGCAGCAGGAAAUUCUCACUAGAAAUGUCAAAUAUCUCCUUUGUAACAACGCGAUGAGUAUGAAAGCGACAAACAAAUAAUGUACAGCAUGAGAGCACGCAGAAGCUGAAUUAAUGCCCUUUAGGUAAAUACAGAAUAUUACAAAGGCCAAAAUUGAAAAAUGCCCAUUGUGUUUGUUGUGAUUGUUUAAUAGAAUGAACAGCUAACACCCCCCAAAUAAAUGUAUAGGUGGACAUUAGGUUGGUAAUAAAGUUAAAUUUGCUAAAGUGGAUUUUAUACAGUUUAAU